CUCUGUUCCUCAGUCAGUGCUGACAACUGGUCGCGCGAGCAAUGGAAAAUACGCCCAUCAAGUUUCCCCACGAAAUUCGCGAUGUGGAGGAGUCCACCAGUGCGGAGCUAUUGGACUAUUUCCAUGGUGAGCGGACUGGCUUCGUUCAAGUCGGACCGGAGGGAUACUUCUUUCCGCACAAGUACAAGGAGGAGGCCGAGAAGUAUUACAAUUUCGAGGCUCGAUCGGAUGACAUUUGGAUAGUCACGGUGCCCAGAUCGGGGACCACUUGGACGCAGGAGCUCAUUUGGCUAGUGGCCAACGGGCUGGAUUUCCAGCAGGCGCAGCGACGACCGCUCACCGAGCGUUUUCCAUUCUUGGAAUUCCCUCUUUUUGUGCAUCCCAAGGUGAAGGAGGAGUUGCAGGAGGAGAACAAAGAUUCGGCUGAAGCCCUGGAGUUUAUUGAGCAGAUUUCCCGACCGGGCUACGAGACUUUGAGUGAACUUCCGCGCUCGGAGCGGCGAUUUAUUAAAACCCAUUUUCCUUUUUCUCUGCUGCCGCCAAGUGUUAUGGAAAACAAAUGCAAAGUGAUCUAUGUGGUUCGUGAUCCCAAGGAUGUGGCUGUUUCCUACUACCAUUUGAACAGACUCUUUAGAACCCAGGGUUAUGUGGGAGAUUUCGAGCGUUAUUGGCGCUAUUUCCAGCAAGGAUUAAAUCCCUGGUUGCCGUAUUAUAGUCAUGUGAAGGAGGCUCGCGAGCAUGCCCAUCUACCCAAUGUGCUCUUCCUGCGCUACGAGGACAUGCUGGUUGAUCUUCCCGGCACCAUUCACAGCAUAGCUGGCUUCCUGGAGAGCCCCGUAAAGCAGGAGGAUCUCGGUAAGCUACUCGAUCACCUGAGCAUCAAAAGCUUUCGCGAAAACAAGUCUGUAAACAUGCACCAAAUGGCCGCCGUGGGAGUCCUUAACAAAGGAGAGGCGGGCUUCGUGCGCAGCGGGGCCAAGACAGCAAGUCAGCCACAGAAGGAGUUCAUUGACAAUCCCAAACUUUUGAACAGCGCCAACGAGUGGGUGGAACAAAAUGUCAAGUGCUUUAAAACCAUAUAAAAUACCUGGCUUUCUUGGCUAA
Drosophila ficusphila is the source of this 1104-nucleotide messenger RNA. Its product is annotated as luciferin sulfotransferase. Gene Ontology annotation, cellular component: cytoplasm. The record is from RefSeq and is a predicted model, not a curated record. Gene Ontology annotation, biological process: sulfation. The transcript is spliced from 5 exons. Gene Ontology annotation, molecular function: sulfotransferase activity. Bases 42 to 1082 code for a protein of 346 amino acids. Lineage: Eukaryota; Metazoa; Arthropoda; Insecta; Diptera; Drosophilidae.